AUGAAGUUACAAAUAUUACAUGUGUGAACUGAAAUUUUUUAUAAUAUAAAUUUAUAUGAAUUUAAAUAGUGUAUAAUCUGUCUAAUGCCAGACUAUUUUGCUGGUCAUUUGUCAGUGGUAAAAUACUACCAGUAAAUUGGUUAACCCAUUAACCACCAGUACUCUACCACUGAGGAGUAAAAUCGUCUGGCAUUAAACAGAGUAAAUGCUAAAGUAGGUCGCAUUUGGGUAGAUAAUUUGCCCGUUAACAGGUUAAUGUAUUUUAUUCUUGUAGAAAGGAAAAAAACAAGACUGGAAUAAGGAUGAGCUGAAGGGUUUGGUGAGAUAUGUUGCACUGUACGAAUCUUCUGAUUGUUGGCCCACACACAAACGUGUUGCUUUCUGGGAUGAUUGUGCAAAGGAUAUUGCAGAAUCUAGUGGAAUGCAAUUAAGAACAGGUUGGUUUUAUUUUUUGACAAGAUAUAUAAUUUAUAAGAUACUGUGUCAUAUAAUGCACUAGUCAAUCCAGGAAUGUUUUCUCAGGGGGGUGGUACCAAUCAGUGCAUAGAAGUUUCUUUGAUUAAUAUAAACCUACAAGUCUUUGAGAUCUCAACAGUGUAUCCAGCAUAUCGUCCAAAUAGAUUGUAAGGAUUCUGCCCAGGACCAUGUGGACUAGAUGACAGUAUGAAUUACAUGACCUUUCUAACAAAUUACAUUGCUUUCUUACAAGGUUUAUUUUUAUUCUUUCUUUAAUUUAGGAGGUGCAUGUAGAUUGAAAGUAAUUGACCACCUUAAAAAGAAAUUCAAGACCGUCAAUGAUGCUGAAGAGGCAUAUGACAUUGAUUAUGUUAAUGAGAUGGAAAAGGCCAGAAAUGAUUCUGCUGAGUUUGAACAUGAAGAACUUCGCGGAGACCUUAUGACUUUGAUUGUGCAAAAUCUUGGCAAAAUGUCAUCAAUUCAACGUAUACAACUUGCAACAUUUAUUUAUUCCUUUAUUGCCGAAAAUGAUUUUAGUGAAGAUCUGAAGCAUUUCAUUCCUUCCAAUUUUAUUGAACUGUCUCUGCUAGCUAUGGAUCACUUGAAAUGGAACAAUAAGGAUGAUAUUGUUUUUAACUUGUGCAAAUCACUUGGAAUUAUGUGCGAAGAUGGAUCCUCAGCACGUCUGAAUGUAAACCAAAUGCCAUUUGGGUUACUUGAUUUCAACUGCAAAUUUUUUGCAUCUGAUGAUGGCAAUAAUCUGAGAGCCUCCAAGGAUUACAAGACUUGGAUGGAGACAAUGUAUGCUAAUUUUGGAAAUUCUUGGGCUCGUCUUCAUCUUGGACCUAUGUGGUCUUAUGUUGAUCAAGUGGAUGAGAAAGAGAAUAUAGAAGUGGAGAAUAAAGAGAAUGUAGAAAAGAGCAAAGGAAAGAAUCAAGAAGCACCCAAGAAUAAUAUUAUUGAAGAAGCCUUGUCAUAUGUGCCCUUGGAGGACUUAGUAUACCUGAUGUAUUGCCAAUUGAUUCUGAAACAAACCAGAAUCAUCAACAGGUCCUGGAAGAUUCUAGUGUACUUUCACCAGGAAGUUCCAUUCGCCCAUCAACUCUUUGGAGUUCUUUCAGCGAAAGUGAAAAAGAAGAGCUAGCAGGUGCUGAAGCAUCCCCAAAAGAGAUUGAGACAAUGCACAACAUCCAGUCAAGGCCAAAGAAAAAUCAGAAGAAGGACAGGAAGACCAUGGAUGUGAGUUCUAAAUGGUUGUUGUGACUUAUUGCUUUAAAGUGUUUGUGUAUGUUUAUCUCUUAGGCUAAAUUUUACCACUACAGUAGUGCAUGUUAUGUCAACAAGUGGUAAAAUAUAACCUUCAGAUAAAACCACCAUCUAUGUGUACUUUGUAUCAUUGAAAGCUGUAUAGAAAAAGUAGGCUCGGCCGGAGCCGGAGGUCGCUGACUUGUCAAAGUUACAAAAAAUAUGGCAAUUUUGUUCAAAUAGACAUGUUUCGACUAAGUAUUGGUCACAAAUAAUGACCACAUAACCAUCGAACAAAGUUGAACCAAAUGAUACCCAGCUACUGAAAACUAUGUUUCAAGUUGUUAACAAAGGGGCCAUCCACAAAGGAUGUCCGGCCAAAUGAUGAAUUUUCAGCCCCCCCCCUUCCCCCUUGUCUGCCAUUGUCCGAAUUAGUGACUCCCCCUGGACAUCCGCCAUGCCUCGCAAAACUCACACAACCUUGUAUAUGUUAAGAGUAACAAACUUUUUUACUUUUAGAACUUUUUUAUAACUAUAAAUGUGAAUACAAAAACAUAUAAAUUAUUAAUUAAAACCAACAACUGUGUUACUGCAACAUCGGGAUGAAUUUAUUGUAUAGAAAAGGAGAGUUAUACAUGCAGAAAGCUUUUAUUUGACGCCACUGUUGAAUUCAUCAUUGAAGGAAAGAAUUACAUAAUAUUAUGAAGUGUCCAAAAUGCCAAUUUUACAAUGGGAAGGAGAGUUCAACAUAGAGGAAAAAGAAAUUUGUUUUUGAAUGUUUUUAAAUUUCAGACAUCCGGAUUGCUAAAAAAAACCCUCCCCCCUAUGUCGGAGUUUGUCCUGAUUUUCCAAACCCUCCUCCCCACCCUCUGGUUGGACAUCCUUUGUGAAUGGCCCCAAACAGGCCAGAACUGGAGUUCAGAUCUGUAAAACAGCUUGGGGCCGUAGCUGGAAAGUGGAGUUUUCAAAUUAGGCAUUUGUUUGAAAAAAUAUAUUUAGGUACUCAACUUAAUAAACUAAAAAACUGAGUAAUUGUUUGCUUGUAGUACUCCAGGUUUUAGACUAAUGUUUUGUUGUAACUUUUCUAACAGGCAAAAGUCAAUGUUGCAGGACCUAGCGAUCGGACAAUUCGACGGGAUAUAGCUAACAGUGGGUUUUUCUGUGGUACAGAAAUCCAGGUAAUUAUAUAUGGCCAUUUAUGACUAGAAUUUUAGAGCAAAUACAUGACAUGAGUCAAGUCUAUUCUUUGCAUAAUUUAUGGUGAUUUACGAUGAUUCAAUAGAAAGUAAUUUGAUUGGUUGGAAUAUUUAAUUAGCCAAUUACAACUUACUAAGCUUGAUGAUUUCCAUAGCAAAUCGAAAUCGAUAGUGAUGACUUUACUCUGUCUAACACAUUAUAAGAUGAUCGUUCUGGAAACUGUUGGGCAUUUAUGGGUGAAAGAAAGAAAGCUAAAAUAACCAGACACAGUGCUAACAUGCAGUGCUCUGUUAAGAUUUCAGUAAACAAACUAACAAACAAUUAAACAAACUCUGACAGAAUAUAAUAUUGUGCAAAGGUACCAAAAUUUCCACUUUUAUUUAUAGUUUAAUUUAUUUUUUCCUAUACAUUAUUACAGGUGAAAGCAUUAAAAAAAGCCAAGGAAUCGAACCCAACUGGUCGUUGGUUUAUAAAGGCUGAUGCAACAGACAUGAAAGAAGGACUACACGAGUCAGUAAAGGGUAAAUGGACAGGUGACUGUGACUUGGGUGAUGGAAAUCUACAACGAGAACAGGAACAAUAUGAUAAACGCAUUAAGUGGAUAAAUGGUCUUGCACUGAAAACUCGAAUGGAAUGUGAAACAAUCAUGAAUGAUCUUAAAGAACUGUUAAGACAACUACGUGAAGAUCGAUCAUUCCUUUUAGAAGGCAUGAAGACGUCGAAAAAGGAUUAUGAUGCAAAACGGAAACAAAAUACUGUUGCAGAACAAACAAUGUUUGCAUUGGCAUGGGCUGUAGAUGGUUUUGAGAAGCUACUCGAAAUGAACGAGAAACUUGCUAAUGAUGCCAAUACAUUAUUAAGCAUGUAUGUGAAUUCUGUUACAGAAGUCAACAGACCGAAGAGACUCUCUGAAUUAAGGAAAGACCUUCUCAAUUAUGUCAAAGGACUGACAUCAAAGAAGAGAGAGGCUGCAUCUCAUUUGAUGGUUUUUAUGGUCGGUGAUGAGCUACGUUGCAGAAAACCAUACGCUAUUCCUGUCAGAGCGCUUCCCUAUAAAAGCAUAACAGAUAAUGGUUUACGAAAACUUAGAGAUGAAAUCAGAACAGCCAUGAAUAACAUUGAAAUGGUGUCUGUUGGUAAGUUACUUCAUCCUGGAAUUUAAAUGUUAAUAAUUGGCCAGUGUAUGUACAGUCUAGAAAAUGAUUGGAUGUAUUAAUCUCAUAUCCCAUUGCCCAUGUGUUAAUUGAAGACAGCCAUAAAAAAGAAUUUAUUCUCAAAAAAAUUCAAAUCACUUGAAAACAUUUACUUAAAUACAUUAAUAUUAUUUCUCACACACUGCUGGGACCUGCUACAGCAUUGCUGCAAGCUUGACAUUUACUUAACACAUCAAAUUUUACAACAAUCUUUUUCACUCUAGAUUACAUCGACACAAUUAUAUAUUUAUAGUUCUGUCUGCUCCAAGAGAGGAACAACAAAAACAUGCUCCUAUAACCUGCACCGCCCACUUCGUGUGUGAGAAAACAUUUUCUGCCUCUUUCGCUCAUCAGCCGGCCAAAAAAUAACACUUCUUAUGUUACAGUAAUUCUAUUUUCGUAGGAUUUUCAAGUGAUGGUGAGUUUAACUCCCUGAGGACGAUGGGAAGCAAGAGACCGAUAUCUGUAAUUCAGCUAAUUAUGAAUGCAAAAGUCAAGGCACGGUCAACAAGAAUAAAUGAAAUAGAGAAAUAUUUGAAGCCUGUAAAAGGUUAGAUAUUUAUAUCUAACUUCAAUAGUUUCAAAUUCAAUUAGUUAACAGGACAUCUAUAAUAUUUUUACGAGUGUGCAGUGUACACUUUUACAUAUUGUUCCCGAAGAAUAAUCAUGAUCACUUCAUUCUCUCACAUUUUAUAAAGCAGACAUUGCUCGUUAACCAUGCAACUCCCUGGUUUAUCGUAACAUAUGUAUGCUUUGUGCAUGUGGAUUGCCACUCACAUUUUUACCAUAUUUCAAUAUGUCUUUUAAUGUGACCCUUAAUUACUUACUUGUGACCCUUAAUUACUCGCUUUUAGAAAGUACCCAAUACUGAUCAGUGUAUGUACAGUAUGUCCCUUUACAAGUUGUGACUUUUCUAUAAAUAAUUCCAACCUAUUAACUUGAUAUUACAGGGAAUGAUGGUGAUAUUAGAGCACUUAAAUUCCAUGUUGCUGUACCAUUGGAGGACAUUAUUUUCUUAUAUGAUCUCAUGAAUAACUCAGAAGUUAAAACGACUUUCCACCAAGCUCUUCUACUACUGAGAAGAAAACAGUUUCCAUUCUCAUAUGAUCCUCACCCUUGGACCACAGGUAUUUUUUAAUGUUCACUCUCCACAGCAUACAUGUAUGUUUAUUUAGUGUGUGCACGUCCUCCCUCCUUCUCUGCCCCCCCCCCCCACUACUGUAUCAAAUGAUCUUGUAAUGCAUGUUUGCCAUUUGUCUUACUUGAUGUAUUAAUAUAUUAAGGGAAAGACGAAACUACAAGUGACUGUUUGAAAUCGUUGAUGGCAUUCUAUUUCUAUCGUUAUGAAGUUCUGGAAUACACCAAAAAUGGUGUAAAUUUUAAGGAACACUUGUAUGUUCCAGAAGUUGAUGAGAUAACGGGAGAGCAGUUCCAUGAAAGAGAGGACCAUAAUCAUGUCCUCAAAAGGAUCACAGCAUGCACCCGAGCUGGAUCUAUUCCGGAUGUUGAUCUCAGAGCAUUUGUCGCAUGCUUAAAUGCACCCAACACUGGUCUAACAUAUAGUGCAUUGACUGGCCAGCAUAAACAGUCGGUGCCUGAUUGUGAAAGAAUGUUCUCACGUGGUGUUUUGGAAUUUAUGCAGGAGAAUGGUUACAAAAAUGAAGCAAAGUUCGUGAAAUUGGUACGGAAUUGGCACAAAGCUAGUGAUGGGCGCGGCUUGAGUGAAGAGACAAGAUGUAAUUACAACAAAGAUAUGCUAAAUUAUAUUCUUGAAGACUGGAUGCCAUGGCACAAGGAUGGCAAAGAUUACUCAGUGAUGGAUGUCAAUAGGUAUGAUACUGUAGUGUCUAUACUGUAAAAUAUGACCAGGAGUUCUAUGUCAUCUUACGUUAUACUAUAUAAAGACACAUAUUAUGCCUUUAGCUUUAUUUUAAGCAGUUAUUUUAAAACCCUACCUUCCUGCAUAUUGUAUUUGGCCCUGUUUGACAAGAUUGUAUUUUAUGUUGAUAAUUACUUGUAUAAUAUGAUUCUAAAAUUUAGGCCAAUCAAAGGAAUCAAAGGAUUAACAAGAGAGAUAAUUGUGGCAUUAACAGCAAAUAUAGAGAGUCAAGAAAUAAGAAGGUUGGAGUAUAAGACACGCUCGCUCCCCCCCGAGCAUCCAAGAGCCUCGUCAACAGAUGUCCUCGAAGGGUUUUUUUCUAUUUUACAUCACCUGCUUGGUCCAACCUUUGACCACAAGUCAUUCGUGGAGAAUUACCGCAAAAUCGAACAGGAAUUUGUGAAGAGAAUCAAUCCAGAACUGGGAUUCUUUUACUGGACUGGGGUGAAUGAAAGGUACAAUACGGGCCCAUUGGAAUCUUUCAAUGAACAUAAAGAAGAAGUUGAACACCUCGACCAAAUCCGGCUUUCCCGCAGAGCAGACCCAGGGGUUUUUGCAGCAAACAGAGCCUCAAUUCCACAGAAAGGUAAAUUGUCUGUGCGAGCACAAUUUCACGUUGCCCCGGAAGUACUACCUCCACGAUUACUGGAUAUCAAUAUUACUGAGACGGAUGGCAGAAGCGGUUUAUAGCAUUGAUGCAUCUUUAUGAGUUAAGCCUGUUACUACAGGACAAGAACAAUGGGAUUUACUCUAGUUUUCAUCCCUCACUUUCAUCCAUCAGGGGCCGGUUGUAUAAAAAAGUGAUUAAAGUUAACUAUGGUUAAGUGGAAACGUCAUCCAAUAAGAAGCGCCUAUUUGAGAGUUAAUCACUAUUUAACUACAAAAUAGUGAUUAAAAAUGUGAUUAAGAGUUUUAUACAACCAGCCCUAGGCAUUAAUUACUACUAUUAAACUUCCCUAACUUUCCAUCCACGUCAAAGUGGUAAACAAGUUAAACUAACAUAAACGACCCAAUAAGUUUAAAAUAAGUUUUUGAUUUAGCGCAUUUAAUAGCUAGCAAUGUGCACUACUUUAGUGUGCACAGUGAUUGUGUUAUUGCUGGUUAACAAUGCAAUAGCCUGCGAACAGGCUCUCAAGCUGAAUUGAGAGCCUGCAUCGAUGACUAAUGAAUUUGAAUAUCUGCCCCGUAACGUUCGCUUUUCCAAAUAUGGAAUGUCUAUCCUUAUAUGGUGUUGUUUACAACUUUCGUGCAAACUAAAUUUAGACCAUGCAAACUAAAUUUAGACCGUACAGUUUAUACUGUUUUUCGAAAUAUAAGAUAUUGAAGCAAAAGUUUAAAUGUUUUAAAUACUGUUUUCUCAAAACAGAACAUUUCGUGCUUUGAGAUAAGAUGGCCAAGACCAAUUUGAUCAGUUAAUGUGUUUUUUAUGCAUAGUAAGCAGUUGACUUAUAUAGAGCUCAGCGGAAUAAUAUAAAUUAUAGCAUCUGACCAAUGAGAAUUUCGCGUCACGAUUUGAGACGCAGAUAUUCAAAUUCAUUAGUCAUCGAUGCAGGCUCUCAAUUCAGCUUGAGAGCCUGUUCGCAGGCUAACAAUGCAAAUGUUCUGUUACUGUACAUGUUGCAAAAUUACAAUUAUCCAG
Paramuricea clavata is the source of this 7609-nucleotide messenger RNA. NCBI's taxonomy places the organism in Eukaryota, Metazoa, Cnidaria, Anthozoa, Malacalcyonacea, Plexauridae. The record is from the annotation of a GenBank genome assembly.